GUUUCGAGACUUCGGUUUCGCGGCCCAAACGACAUGAACCGCGUGGCGCCACCGUCCAGUGCGCUUGUGCACCAAGGUCUGAAGCUGCAGCCGCGCUCGUGUUGGCGCCCUGGCAUACUGCUCGCGGUGCUGUACCUUGUGUUUGCCUUGAUCGUUGCGGCGACGACCUACUUGCUCUCUGGCAUCGCCAACACGCCCGUCUACCUCGGGCUCGUCCAAGAAGGCUUCACCUCCAAUCUCUACAACGUGCCCAUCAACAUCCUCCUCGAAGGCAGAAGCAGUGUCACGGCCACAUCGACCCGCGCCUCGCUCAGCGACCUCCUCUACAAGGCAUGUCGCGACCGGUCGUGCGCGAAUGAAUUCACAGCCGCAUCCAACGAGCUAUGGGCGACAGUCGGAGCGGCACUGGCUCUGAUUCCCGACUUUGACCAGCCGCGGUUUCAGGACCCCCACGAGACUGUCAAAUUCCAGCACAUCAACAACCUCAGCGGCUGGAACAAAGCGACGGCCCAGUUUUACAUAUCGGGUCAUGACAUGGCGAUCACGUGCAUGGUGCGCCGCGCGAGUUUUGUCUCCGCAGCCCAUACACAGCCGAUCGUUGACUCGCUCGCCUUUUGCUCGCAGCGGCCGUACGACCCGCAGUGGGUUUGCGAGACCGACGUCGAAGCGAGCGUCCACACGUACGCGAUCCAAGUUCGGAACGGCGUCGCCGCCUACAUUGGCGUCACGCCGCGGAACCAAGUCUACUUCAACCCAAACCACGUCGCCAUCUUUCGCGGCAGCUCGCUCGGCGACGUCGCGCUCAGCACCAUACCGUCCAUCAACGAGUACCACCGCGGGUUCGUCCAAGCCAGUGCCGCGUGGGACGUGCUUGUCGCAGCGCGUUGCACCAACCUCGACCGCACCACGAAGCUUGGAUGGCUACUGCAGUGCCAGGGCUACGUCACGAUGACGUGGAAGUGCAACUCGCUCAUGCCGUCCAACGCCGCCGUCUUGCUCGUCAUGGUACUCUACCUCGUACUGGUCCAAAGUGUGUUUUUGCGCCACAGCCACAUUUGCUGCGUGCCCGUCGACAUGUCGAAAAAUGUGAUUGGCGUCGCGAUCCUCCUUGUCGCGUUUGCCGGCAACGAAAACCUCCAGGCGCUCACGACCUACCUGCACCAAAACCCGAGCUACGGGAAUGUGUACUACUACGCGUUCUGCGGGCCGGCGCAACUGGCAUCGAUCGUCGGGAUCAUGACGGGGACGCUCGUCCAGAUGUGGUUCAACCCGCGACUGGUCACGCAGACGUGGCUGCUACUGGUGACCAGUGCCGUCAACUGGAUUCUGGUCUUUGUGCUGGAAGCCUACCUGUUUCCGAGCCAAAGCACCAACGUGCCAAGUCCGUGCGCGCUGCCGACGACGUCCAACUGCGUUGUGUUCAGCGCCGUUCUGAAAAUGCAUUUUGUCUCGGCCGGCGUCGCCAUCACUGUCGUCGCGCUUGCCAUCGCAGCCGUGUACGUGCACUCGGCCUCCCGCUCGUCGCCACCACCCACGUCCGUGCUAUCGUACUUCAACGCGGAUCGGUACGAGCAGUUUCUCACGUCAUCGGCGGCUUGCGUCAACGGCAGUGGCGCCGACAAUGGCGUCCUCCUCAUCAAGAGCAUGCUGCGCAUCGCGACAGGCGACAUGACGCGCAUGGCCAACGCGCCGUACGUGCUUUUUCACAUGGUACUGCCGAUGAGGCGGCUCCAGCGCCUCUACAGUGACACGGUGGGCUCGCUCCAUGUCGUGCAUUUGAAAGAAAACGUCAUCAGCCGCGCCAGCGGCUACAAGACACUCGACACGAUCGAGGCGUCGAGCGACACGCCGACAUGGUGUCGCUAAACAGAAAUACACGCGGAUGUCUUGAAGAA
Saprolegnia diclina VS20 is the source of this 1895-nucleotide messenger RNA. RefSeq lists its product as hypothetical. Bases 34 to 1866 code for a protein of 610 amino acids. The transcript has a single exon. The record is from RefSeq and is a predicted model, not a curated record. NCBI's taxonomy places the organism in Eukaryota, Oomycota, Saprolegniomycetes, Saprolegniales, Saprolegniaceae.